Macadamia integrifolia is the source of this 983-nucleotide messenger RNA. Its product is annotated as proteasome assembly chaperone 4. The coding region runs from base 391 to 828 and encodes 145 amino acids. The transcript is spliced from 7 exons. Gene Ontology annotation, biological process: proteasome assembly. Lineage: Eukaryota; Viridiplantae; Streptophyta; Magnoliopsida; Proteales; Proteaceae. The record is from RefSeq and is a predicted model, not a curated record.
GGAAUCGGUCGAAAUUGAUCCCGAUUUCUAUAAAACGAGAUCGCCCGAAUCCGUGCUAGAUUUAUAGUUACGAUUUCGGUCGAUUCCAUACCGAUUCUGGCCAAUUUGGAAUCGUAAUUCUCUGAGGCCGAUCCGGUUGUCGAUUCCACAUAUUUGAACCUUGGCAUGAUGGGUCUCUGAUGGAAACCCAAAACCCUUGCGAGUUGUCGCUCGCCACUCGGUGUUCGUCAACGCAGCUCUUCAAUUUCUUCAUCGGACAACACAGUGAGGUUAUCGUUUCUACAAGUUCACGCUCUAUUCAUUACUUUGAGAGUUGAUUUCUCAGUCCUGUUGCAGGAUUGUGUUUUGGUUGAUGUUUUCGCGCCUGCCGAAAUCUUGCACAGAAAGGAAAUGACCAGUGUUACUAGUAGUAAUGUUAGUCCUGUUGAUAGUCCACAAGUAGUUGAUGAUGAUGGUCCACAGGUCACUUGUUUCACUGAGGAUCUUCAUGAUGUAACUUUCCAUUUUCAGAUAAUACGGUUAAAGAAACAGAUAUAUGCAUGGAUUGGAUGCAACACUGCCAAAUUUGGGCAUUUAUAUGCAGCUGCACCUACUCGACCUAACAAUACAGUGAGUGUAGCAUCAAUACUUGGAGGAACCUCUGACAACACAGGGUCAAGCAUUGCUCGGCGAUUAGUGUUAAAGACUGGCCUCAGUGUAAUUGUGGCUUGCAACAUUCCCAAGAACAGUCCCAUGCUUGAGGCGGAUGCAGAGAGAAAGUUAAUAGAGAAGCUGAUGGCUCUCGGGUACACGAUACCAAAAUCUCAAGGAUUGGCCCUUGAUAGUUGAGAGUUUCUUUGGCAGACUGACAGUUGAUGAUUGGUGCUAACAUAUUAUGUAUCAUUUAUUUAUGUGAAAAAGAGUAUUUUGCAAUCCAUGGACUGUAUUCUUCAGCUAAAAAAAAAAGGACAAAGAAAAAGAAAAGGACUACUUUUUAAUCCUUA